AUGUUACACCACUACAAUGAAGACUCAGGCCGCUAUGAGUGUAGUUACUGCAUCCGCUCCUAUGAAAAGGGCGUCAUCCUCUACAGGCACCUCAUCUACGAAUGUCUCGCUGCUCCUAUUCUCCGCAACCAGCUGUGCCCUUAUUGCAAGUAUAGAGGCCGUAGUAAGAGGUCUCUUGUUGUCCACAUGGCUGAAAACCAUAUUGCUGAACUGCGGCAGCACAUGCUCGCCUUGAAAAGAAGGUCUACAUGUGUGCUACAUGCAAUAAGACAUACCUCUACUCUUCCUCUCUUAGGAGGCAUGAGAAGUUUGAGUGUGGAAGAGAAGCGCAGCUCCAGUGCCCCCAUUGCCCUCAUAGAACUAUUUACAAGUCAAGCCUUAUAA
Molecule: messenger RNA, 384 nt
Organism: Nezara viridula (southern green stink bug)
Lineage: Eukaryota; Metazoa; Arthropoda; Insecta; Hemiptera; Pentatomidae
Source: the annotation of a GenBank genome assembly